Bolinopsis microptera is the source of this 804-nucleotide messenger RNA. RefSeq names its product N-acetylglucosamine-1-phosphodiester alpha-N-acetylglucosaminidase-like. The record is from RefSeq and is a predicted model, not a curated record. The transcript has 2 exons. NCBI's taxonomy places the organism in Eukaryota, Metazoa, Ctenophora, Tentaculata, Lobata, Bolinopsidae. Gene Ontology annotation, biological process: secretion of lysosomal enzymes. Bases 1 to 804 code for a protein of 267 amino acids.
AUGGCAAAUUUGUCUGGUUUAACCAGCUCAUUUUCCUUGUUGGAACCUGUUUAUAAAGGAUCUUGUAAGGAGGAUCCUGCACCCAGACGCUCCAUUGUUGAGUCAGCGUAUCAGCACAACUGUGUACUGGCCGUUAACGCUAAUUACUUCGAUGAGUCCUCCGGAGUGUGUUUUGGGAAUAUGAUAUCCGAAGGAGAGAUUGUUAAAAACGAUAACCAUGACAAGAAUCCAACGUUUGGCCUGAUGAAGAAUGGUUCAGCAUUGAUGGGCUACAUUGCACCUGAACGGCUGAGUGCAAUGAACAUGAAAAUGGCAGUUCAAGGAAUGGUAUGGCUAUUGAAAAAUGGAGAAAAUAUUGUGAACAAAUCCUUAAGCGAAGAAUGCGGUGAAUGGCAGUCUGCUGAUAUAAAACCACUGUACAGAUUCGCCACAGUCACAACAGCUAGGCUCGCCAUCGGAACUGAUAAACACGGCAAUGUACUGAUCAUCCAAGCGGACGGUAAGACAUGGGCUAAAACCAGACAAGGACUUUCUCUGCACGAGUUUGCUGAAGUGUUGAUAUCGUACGGGAUGUACAACGCAAUCAACCUGGACGGAGGUGGUAGCACUACCAUGUUUUACAACGGAACGGUUAUGAAUUAUCCUGCUGACGUGUGCGGGAAGUUUCGGUGUACGAGAGAGAGGAAUGACAAAGGAAGAGAGGUUAAAAUACUCUUCCAGGAGGAAAGACUAUUGAUGGACCACAUGGUCCGGAUUGGAUUGUUGGGGUACCUGGGAGUACACUUCACCUUCGCGCUUUGUUAG